AAAUAUUUCUACAUAAUUUCUAAAGACUAAACUAGUGUUUCAGUCGUCUAGAUUAUAAUACUUGAUGUACCUUCAAUAAGAUGUUCUUCAAAGGCACUUUUGACAGCAUAUCCCUACAGUACUGAUAUCGCAUUAAUAAAAAGAAGAGAAAAGAGUGAAAUAAUGAUUUGGGAUGGGAGCUUGAAGAAGCACUUGAAUUAAGCAGUUCUGCAAGGGGAGGAGCUUGCCCGUGAACCCCAGUCUCUAUUGAGCUCGCAGCAGAAUGAAGCGUACGUGCGCCAUGGUGGUUGAAAAGCCAAUUGAAAGGGACACUGUUGCCUUGGCCCAAAAUAUGCUCCAGCAAUGUCAUACUCCGAGAGAUUCUCUGCGGUGAUUGUCACACUGUCCGAGUGGAAGGUUUUUGAUAGCCCAGGUCUAAAGGAUCCUUUGCGUGGGGCGAACGGAGGCUCACGUCCUAACCUGGACUGCCAAGUCCAAAACAGCGGGACCACCCCAGCGCACUCGAUAGUAAACCAGAUUCAGACAUCCCCGGUUCAGUAAGCCAUGGCUCUGCAGCGUCACCCGUUUGUCCAUGGAGCUGCGAGCUGGGAUGGAGAGCAACCAAGUCCCGUCCAGCUUCCCCACGUCAGCGCGUGCCCCUUCACUUCUUCAGGUCGAAAAGAAGACCCACUCUAUUUUAUUUUGGACCAGACAGGGCAAGCCAGGCAGCCUCUCGACAUCUCCGCCUUCAGCAGAAUCAUGACAGAUAUGAGCUCUCUGAACGGUGCGGACAACCAUCGUCCAGAAACGUCUUUUUACUCCGGACACAAACUCUUAUCACUCAAUACCGACACGGAUCCAGAGAGUCCGUCGCUUUCUUCCCACUCAGACUUACAACAUUUGCACAGUCUGUCUUUGUCCGCACCUCCGUGUUCAGAAACUGACAAUAAGCAUGAUAUGCAAUAUUUAGCAAUGGAAAGCACAAAAUACCCAAGUCAGUGGAGUGAAAGCAGAACCAACAGGAGCAUCAUUACCACACUGAGCAUCAGUCAAAGAAGUAAAGACGACAUAGAACCAAAUAACCUCCAGACAGACUUUACCAGGAGCGAUAAAACUCAAAGAGAGAAGACGCAAGAUGUGACUUCAGAAAACGCUGCAAAUGGCUGGCUGUCGGCGAAAUCGGGAAGAAAGAAGCGAUGUCCUUACAGCAAACACCAAAUCUUAGAGCUGGAAAAGGAAUUCCUAUUCAACAUGUACCUGACUCGCGAGCGCCGCCUGGAGAUCAGCCGGAGCAUAAAUCUCACCGACCGCCAGGUUAAGAUAUGGUUUCAAAAUCGCAGGAUGAAACUGAAAAGAAUGACUCGAGAGCACCGGACAAGGGACCCUGGCACAAGUUUCACUGUCUAGUAUGUCAUGUAAUACGGUUGAAUAGACCGAACUCAGCGCACAAAUCAUUUUAUUCAUCAUCCGUUGCAAGUGGAAUGAUGCAACUGCUGCUUCUGAUGGAUUAACGGGAGGAAGCGAUCUGUCAAAUCUUACUACGGUGGUUCACAAUGUGUUCUAUGAUGCAAAUGUAAGGGAUAUAAAUUUAAUUCCUCGCAUGGAGAUUAAACGAAUGUUUAAAAAAAAAUUAGACACGGCUUUGGACAGGCCCUGAACACUGUUUAUUGAUGUCGUUUAGGUUGUGACCGACCUUUUUACCGAGCAAAUAUUUUGUAAUUUUCAAUAGGCUAUCCGACUCAUGAUUUCCCACUGUAUGAGUUUUUCUUUCUUUGUUUUUGCAGGUUAUAAAUGCUAUAGCAAUUUUUACACAGCCUUAGUAUUUAUUACUUGAGUAGCAUAAGAACAUUUGCGGAAACUACGGAGUGGCCUAAACAAAGGUAUUAAAAUGAAUCUAAUUAUAUUUUGAGUGAUAAGAAUAUACAGCAAGCACAGGUACUGUUGUUUUGUUUUAAAAAGUUGUGUUGUUUAGUAACCAUAAUGGCUCGAAAGAUUGUUCUGCUGAAGCAUGGUUGAAUGUACUUAAGCUGUGAUACUUCAUUUGUUUAUGUGUUUUAAAAAGCAGAGCGUUUAAAUAAAAGAUUGCUCUACGUGACAAUAAAA
Molecule: messenger RNA, 2082 nt
Organism: Danio aesculapii
Lineage: Eukaryota; Metazoa; Chordata; Actinopteri; Cypriniformes; Danionidae
Gene: hoxb10a
Product: homeobox B10a
Exons: 2
Coding region: 544-1386 (280 amino acids)
Biological process (GO): regulation of transcription by RNA polymerase II
Cellular component (GO): nucleus
Molecular function (GO): DNA-binding transcription factor activity, RNA polymerase II-specific; RNA polymerase II cis-regulatory region sequence-specific DNA binding
Source: RefSeq, a predicted model, not a curated record